GGGUAUGAAAUGGACUGAUGAUACUUCAGAAACCUCCCCAGUUUUUUUCCCUUUUCAGCCUGGAGGUUGCAGAAUAACGACCCCAUUUUGCUCCAGAUAAUCCCAUCUCCCUUGGUUCCAGGGCAGGGAAAUGGCUCAGAUGCUGGUGACCUUCGAGGAGGUGGCUGUGUAUUUCACCCAGGUGCAGGGGGCUCUGCUGGACCCAGGUCAGAGAGCCCUCUACAGGGCCGUCAUGCAGGAGAACUACGAGACGGUGACCUCGCUGGCAGGACUCCACAUUCCCAAACCUGCACUGAUCACCCAGCUGGAAGCAGGGGAAGAGCCGUGGGUCCCAGAUCUCCAGGCCUCCGAGGAAAGGAAGAUCCCAAGAGGCACCAGCACAGCAGGCCAUGACAUCACGAGAGAGAACGUGGAGGUUAAUCCAUGGCAAGAUGAGCCUAAACAAGUAGAAGUGCCGGGAACCUUUCUGAGAAGAUCUGGACAUUUUUCCCCCCAUUGCUCAGAACAGACCAAAGCCUGGAGUAAUUGGCAUGAGUCAGAAAGGAAGCUGGGAAACAGCCUAAGGAAGAAAGUGAAUGAAUCCACUGAAUGUGGGAGAGAAGGCCAGGAUCCCAAGGAAACCACAGCCCAGCAAACAAAUGACAAGAAAAAGAAAUCCUAUCAAUGUUUGUACUGUGAGAAAAGCUUCCGUCUGCGGUCUGGCCUUUACAACCAUCGGAGAAUUCACACGGGAGAGAGACCCUAUCAUUGCUUGACCUGUGGGAAAAACUUCACUCAGUCCUCACACCUCAGAAAUCACAGGAGACUACACACAGGAGAGAGACCCUAUGAAUGCUUGAACUGUGGGAAAGCCUUUACUCAGCGUGCAGGCCUUGUUAGCCAUGAGAGAAUCCACACAGGCGAGCGACCCUAUAGAUGCCUUGAAUGUGGGAAAAGCUUCAAUGGGCUGUUUGGUCUUAUUUAUCACGGGAGAAUCCACACUGGAGAGAGGCCAUGUAAAUGUCUUGAGUGUGGGAAAAGUUUCAGUGCACCAUCAUCCCUUACUGUACAUCAGAGAAUCCACACAGGAGAAAAACCUUAUAAAUGCCUAGACUGUGGGAAACGUUUCAAUCAGCGCUCUGGCCUUCUUAGCCAUAGCAAAAUCCACACUGGAGAGGGACCAUAUAAAUGCCUUGAGUGUGGGAAAAGUUUUGGUGCACCAUCAUCCCUUCUUGUACAUCAGAGAAUCCACACGGGAGAAAAACCUUACAAAUGCCUAGACUGUGAGAAAUGUUUCUGUCAGCAUUCUGGCCUUAUAACUCAUAGGAGAAUCCACACAGGAGAGGGCCCAUAUAAAUGCCCUGAGUGUGGGAAAAGUUUCAGUGCACCAUCAUCCCUUACUGUACAUCAGAGAAUCCACACAGGAGAAAAACCUUACAAAUGCCUGGACUGUGAGAAAAGUUUCAAUCAGCACAAAAGCCUUAUUAGGCAUGGGAGAAUCCAUGCAGGAGAGAAACCCUUUACAUGUCUGAAGUGUGGGAAAAGUUUCAGUGAAAGCUCGAGCCUUUUUAUUCAUGGGAGAAUCCACAUGGAAGAUAACCCUUAUAAAUGCUUGGAUUGUGGGAAAAGCUUCAGUAAUAAUUCAAACCUUGUUAGGCAUGGGAGAAUCCACACAAGAAAAAAAUCCCAUAAAGGGUUGGAUGAAGAGGAGAGUUUCAGGUCUCACUCAUGCGGGGAGACCUGCCCCCAGGGGAACCUGCGGCCCAGCAAGGAACUGAGGAAUAUGGUGGGGUCGGUGAGAGAUCUGAGCUCACAGGUGGCGCACGAGCCGGAGGGGGAGAGGGUGUGCGACAGACACCAGGAAGCUCUGAAGCUCUUCUGCGAGGAGGAUCAGAUGCCCAUCUGCUUGGACCAGAUCCAGAGCCACUUGCAGCGUUUGAGGAAAGAGAGGUGGGAGCUGCUGGGAUUUCAAUCGGCUGAGGAGAAGGCAAGCGAGAAGCUGAUGCGGCAGGUGGAGCUCGAAAGGCAGCGGGUGACAUCUGAGUGUGAGCAGCUCCGCCAGCUCCUGGCCAAAGAAGAGGGCCUGCGGCUGGCCCAGCUGGGCGAGCUGGACAGCAUGAUCACCAGGAGGAAGAAGGAAAGUGUCACCCGCCUGGGGGAGGAGAUUUCACGCCUCAGUGCCCUGAUCGUGGAGCUGGAAGGGAAGUGCCAGCAACCCGCCCCUGAAUUCCUGCAGGGUGUCAGAAGCACCGUGAGCAGGGCUGAGAAGGUGACUUCACAGCAUUUGAUGCUCAUUUCCCAGAAGCUGGGCAGGAGGAGCUGGGCAUUUCCUCGAGGGAGCAGACUGCUGACAGCGCUUGGGGGAUUUGUGGGGACUUACCCUGCCAAAUUUGCCAAUGUAGUGCUGGACCAGGACACGGCAAACCCCAAGCUCAUCCUGUCUGAAGAUGGAAAGGUUGUGAGGAUGGGAGACUAUGCGCAAAGGCUGGUCAGGAACCCCAACAGAUUUGACCUUGAGCCAUGUGUGCUGGGAGAACGGUCUGAGAUGGAGGAACCAUAUAAGAUGUCUCUGAUAAGAUCCAAAGGCAGUGUUUCUGAGAGCCCUGAGCAGGAAAAAUCCCCUAGGAGUCCAGAUGAAUCAGAAGCACAGCAGCAAAACACUCCAGAGGAAAGUAAGUCUGCUCACAGCAUGCAAGGUGUGAGGAAACGCAAAGGUACCAUUGUCCGCCGGAGAACAUUCAUGGGGGAAAGGCCCAACAUCUGCAUUGAGUGUGGGAAAAGCUUCCUUCAGAGUUCAGACCUUAUUAAUCAUCGGCGAAUCCACACAGGGGAGAAGCCCUAUAAAUGCAUUGACUGUGGGAAAAGCUUCAGCGUCAGCUCAAACCUCAUCCGGCACCAGAGAACCCACACAGGGGAGAAACCCUACAACUGCCCUGACUGUGGGAAAAACUUCACGGACAAGUCGACCCUGACUCAACACCAGCGCGUCCACACGGGUGAGAAGCCCUACAUGUGCAUCGACUGCGGGAAGAGCUUUAGCCGCAGCUCCCACCACAAGAGACAUCUGAGGAGCCCUCCAGGGAAGAGGCAAGGUAAAUGCACCCACCGGGAAAGCACUGCUGUUGGGAAGGUGAAAGAAACCAAAGCAUCAAAGAAGAGAACCUCAGCCAUCGAGAUCCCCAACACAUGCGCCGAGUGCUGGCAGAGCUUUAGCCAGAACUCGGACCUGGUCAAACACAUGCGGAUCCACACGGGCGAGAAACCCUAUAUAUGUGCUUAUUGCGGGAAAAGCUUUAGUCACAGCUCCCACCACAAGAGACAUGAGAAAAUCCAUAAAGGAAGGAAUUCGGUGUCCUUCCUGCCAUUAUGGCCCUACCCCACUCAGACAUUCCCAGACAGCCUGGCCUCUGGAUCAGGGAGGGAUCGCUGGCAGAAAGGUACAUGCCCAGAGAGUAGGCAGGCCACUUGGGACAGUUCUGCUUUUCUAGGAUUUCUAUCCCAUGCCAUACUCAGAACAAAACCAGAAAUAGUUUUCCCCCAGUGUAGGACAGGGGAUGCAGUGCAUUGGCAUGAUUUCAUGUCCAAGGUCAUGCUGGGAGGAACAGGCUCAGGCCUUGCCCAGAGGUACUGGAAGAUCCCCUAUUCUGGGAACAGCUGGCACUGGGGUGCAGGUGAGCGUGAAGAGCCGAAACGUUAUCCAGCGGAAGCCAAGACGCUGAAGAUGUCACCCAGAAAGUCCAAGAGGAACAUGAACUCGAGUCCUGAGCAGGACAAACCUGGUGAGAGCCAACGUAGGCCAGAGGAGCCGGAGCCUGAGCCAGAGUCUGUGGAGAAGAGGCCAGUGAAACUCCUCCAAGGAAUUAAGAAGCGAAAGGACUUUGUAGUGCACCAAGGAACCCAGACAGAGGAGAGCCCCAACAUCUGCAUCGAGUGUGGGAAAAGCUUUACCCAGAACAGUAGCCUGAUCAACCACCGCAGAACCCACACAGACGAAAAGCCCUACAAGUGCCCCGACUGUGGGAAAUGCUUUGGCGUCAGCUCCAGCCUCAGCCGCCACCAGCGCAUCCACACUGGGGAGAAACCUUAUGCCUGCCCCGACUGCGGAAAGAGCUUCAGCGACAAGUCCAACCUGACCCAGCACCAGCGCGUCCACACUGGUGAGAAGCCCUACAAGUGCAUUGACUGCGGGAAGAGCUUCAGCCGCAGCUCCCACCGGAAGAAACACUUGCGGCACCUAUUGGGCAAGAGGCCAGGCAAGUGCUCAUCACCGCAGCAGCGUGAGGGCACUGGGGGGAAGGCCAAGGCCAGGAGGAAGGUGGAGGUGCUGAACACGUGCACCGAGUGCUGGCAGACCUUCAGCCAGAAUGCCGAUCUCAUCAAGCACAUGCGGAUCCACACGGGCGAGAAGCCCUUCAAAUGUACCGAUUGUGGGAAGAGCUUCAGCGUCAGCUCCAACCUCUUCCGGCACCAGCGCAUCCACACUGGGGAGAAACCCUACACAUGCUCUGACUGCGGGAAGAGCUUCACAGACAAGUCCACCUUGACCCAGCACCAGCGCAUCCACACGGGCGAGAAGCCCUACAUCUGCACCUUCUGUGGGAAGGGCUUCAGCCACAGCUCCCACCACAAGAGACACGAGAAAAUCCACAAGGGUGAGAACCCUCUACUGACCUUCCCUUCCCAGACUUUCUGAUCAGCCCCAUGUUCGAGAACCCUGCAGGGAUCAGUGUGGGCCCCACUCGGGGGAGCUGCCUGCAUGGCGAGGAUUUGUCUUCUGGAGAUUAGGAACUGCCACAGAGAUUUCAUAGAUGCUCAGAACAGAAGGGGCCAUUAGAUCAUCUAGUCUGACUUCCUGUGCAUCACAUGCCUGAGAAUCUCACCCAGCAUCCAGCCCAGUAACUUGUGGUUGAGUGAGAAAAUGUGUCUUAGAAAGAGGCAUCCAAACUCAGUUUAGAGGCUCCAAGUGAUGGAGACCCUACCACAGCCUUUGGGAUCCAUUCCCGGGGUUCACUACAAUCCUGUAAAAUCCUAUCUCUUAUUUGCUGUUUGAACACUGCUGACCUCAUCUCCCAGCCCCUGGACUGUGGUCUGCUAGAGCAAAGAGCCCUUUGGUGUCAGCAGUAUGAUCUUCGUGUAGGUACCACGAGACUGUGCUCAGAUCACCUCUCUAUCUACCCUUCUAUAGCUCGAGCUCCCUGAGUUUCCUCUCGCUGUAAGGCAUGUUACAGGUCAUUCUGUGUAGCCCUUCUCUGAACCCUCUCCAGUUUCACAAUAGCCUUUUUAAAGUGUGGACAUCGGAACUGGACCCAGCAUCCAGAGUGGUCUCUCUUCCAUAGGAUCAGAGCAAUUGUUCUGCUACCACCAUCACCUGUCUCCAAAAGUGGCUAUUACCCCUCCUUGAAGGAAGGUGUAAAACUCCCCUAAUGAAAUGUUUUCCAGUAGCCUACUCAUAGGGGGACAUGCUGCAUCUACCCGGGAAAUGAGUAGUUGGCUUCUACUCUUCACAUAAGCAUUUCUUAUAAAAGUUCCCCCUAGCCAUUGUAACUACUAGGCUGAUAUUUCUGUCGUUCACAUCAGUGUCUAAUGUCAGUGUUACUGUUGGCCUCCACGCAUCUUAUGGCGGAGAUUUGCACAGGUUACAGGGUGUCCCAUUAUACAUCCAUUUCACACUAAAAUAGUUAACGUUUGUAGGAACUGAUGCAUUAUAAGUCCUCCCAUUCCUCACUAUAACUUGCACAAAAAAACCCCAAGCCCAAUUUACUUAAAUAGAAGUCAGCCGUGGGAAAAAAAAUUACUCGCUUUAAGUUGUUUCACUAUAAGUCCAAGUUUUUUUGGGACAUAGCUUGGACUUAUAGCGAGGACAGCCUGUAUUUAUGCAGUGUGUAGCAUAGCAUGUCUGUCGGUUUUACAUUUUCUGUCUCUCAAUUUCACUGACUGUUCCCUUGCUUUUGUAUGAAGAGAGAGGGCAAAUAAGAGCAUUUUCUAUAUACCAUUCAUCUCUUCUCUGCUGCAGUUCCAGUCUUUUCAGUCUCUUGUCCUACAAAAAGUCUCUUCCAGGCCUGUAAUUAUUCUUGUUACCCAUCUCGGAAUACCUUCCAUUUCUCCUGUAGCCUCUUUGAGAUGGGGUGACCAGAACUGCACACAUCACUAAUUUAUAUAGUGGCAUUAAAAUAUUCUCAGUAUUAUUUUCUGUCCAACUGUUUAUAUGUCUUCUGUGUGCGUGUUUCUUUGUUAGCCCCGGCUGCAUAUUGCUCAGAGAUUUUCAUUCACCAAGACUUGUAGGUCUUUCUUCACAGAUGUUGUUCCUUUUCAUUGGCCAUGUACUGCCAUUCCUUUUUAAGCAGCACUUCCUUAUCAAAUGAAUGGAGAUAUCUCUUAUCUUUCAAUAGUAGGGUUUUUAUAGCACCCAUCACUGUAGUAUCUAAGCACUUCCUAGCUAAACUGAAUCUUAAUUAAAAAUGAAGGCAUGCUGUUGUCCAGUGCAUUACCUCACCCUUAUCUGCACUGAAUUCCCUCUGCCUGUCACAUUGCCCCAGCUUCGCUAGAUCCCUCUGUAGUUACUCAUCCUCCUUUGUAUGAGACUAGCCUAAAAUAAUUGUCAUCUGCAACUGUUGCCACAUCACUGCUCCCCUUCUUCAUUAGAUCAGUAAUAAAUAAAUUAAAUACAAGCCCUAAAUCUGAACCACAGGGUGCCCUACCUGUCAGCUUCAUCACCUCUCUCAUUUCCUCUUUGCUGCCUCAGCCUCCCUCCGUGCCUUGUUGUGACCCACCGCUCCCCUUCACAGCCUUCUUAAUCCCUCUCCUUCCCUGGGAGCCAGGGAGUAGGGCUGUAGGAGCUGUCAGCAUGCUCAGUUUGCAUUACAGUCCAGCCUAGGGUCCCUAAUGGAGACCAGGGCCCCACUGAGCAGGGCCUGCCCCAAAGAGCUCACAGGCUAUGUGGACAAGACAGACAAAGUGUGAUUGGUGGGAGCAGGACAGAGGGCAGGUCUACACUUAAAAUGCUGCAGCAGUUUCAGUGAAGACACUACUACUAGGCCAAUGGGCAAGCUUCUCCCAUUGGAGUAAUUAAUCCACCUCUGCAAGAAGUGGUAGGUAACAGCAGGAGUUAGUGAUAGAAAUGUAGCCGUGUUAGUCUGGUGUAGCUGAAGCAAAAUGCAGGACAAUGUAGCACUUUAAAGACUAACAAGAUGGUUUAUUAGAU
Molecule: messenger RNA, 7180 nt
Organism: Pelodiscus sinensis (Chinese soft-shelled turtle)
Lineage: Eukaryota; Metazoa; Chordata; Testudines; Trionychidae
Source: RefSeq, a predicted model, not a curated record